UUGAGUUUCCAACUCUGGUUUGUGCUCUUCUAAAUAAUUCCUAAAUACACCGUGCUCUUGGAUGAGAGCACUGAGCUGUGAUCUGUGCUGUGCGCCUGUGGUUCUGGAAUCCUUUCCUUCUUCUAGAGACACUGCGCUACUAUAACUCUGCAUUGGUUCUGUAUCAGUAAUCUCUCCUGUGGCAGCUCAUCCUCCCGGGCUCUAGAAAAGGCUGGGUGGUUUUCCUCACUUGGCAGAGCUCCCUCUGCUGCUGAUUUGGGGAAGUGCCGGGCAAUGCUGCCACUUCUCUCAGUUGCCCACCGGACAGAUUUCCUUUCCCUGGUCUCUUUUGUUUCUACACUUCUCAGAUUCGAUCCCACUUUGAGCAGUUUUCGUAUGGCAUGGAGCCCUCUCCCAAGGGAGCUUUGGCUUGUUGAUAGGACGUUUCUCCUGUAGUAACACUAUUGCAAGCCCCCUUGGCACUCACAGAGGCCCUCUCCCACCGGCCCACUAUUUCAAUGGGCAGAAGCCAAGCCAUCCCGAAUGAACUGCUACUCUGCCUGGCUUUCCAUUGACAUCUUGGAUGUUUGAGUUCUUUUGUCUUCAGGGCUGCCUGCUUUCCUUUGUUCUCUCCUGGGUGUUUCUCUUCCUUUGUUUCAGCAAUUAUUGAAACUUAAAACGUUUUAGAAAACCUUACAGUUUGUAUAUAUUUUAACCUAAUAUAUAUAUAUGGUAUAUAAAAUAGGCAUGGGUGUAAGUAAAAUGAAUAGAAGCUGUUACAAAAAGAAAAAAAAUGACAAAGGAAAACUGAAAGGGAGAACUGAAAAUGGGAAAUUCCUCUGAACCAGAAAGGACCAUCCCUUAUAAAAAGCUUUCUCGGGCCAUGGAAGAAGAGCAUUCUCGCUUGCAGCCUUGGGCAGUCUUUGCCUCAUCUUGCAGGUAGCAGCCAGCAUCAGCCCAGCUUCCAAUCAUGACUAACAGGUGGAUCCUCCAAGCUGCGUUCCUGCUGGGGUUUCUCUCCAUAGCCCUGUCCAUCAACUACGAGGACCUUGGGCUCAGACAAAGCAGCACCAAUUCAGCAUGUCUGGAGCUCCUGGAACAGCUGGAUGGACAGCUCUGCCUUGGCCACAGAAUAAACUUCAAGAUCCCUAUGGACGUGAAGCGCCUAGGACAGGCGGAGAAGAAAGACGCCGUCAUCUUCAUCCGAGAAAUGCUCCAGAAUAUCUUCAUUGUCUUCAAAAACAAUUCCUCCAGCACUGGGUGGAAGGAGAACAUUGUUGAAAGCUUCUUGGGUAAACUCUAUGAUCAGAUAGACUUUCUGAACAAAGUCCUAGAGGAAGUUCCAGCGAAUGAAAGAUGGACUCCGAGCAACUUCCCAACCAGUCUACGUUUGAAGAGCUAUUACAGGAGGAUGCAAAGCUUCCUUGAAGUCAAGGGGUACAGCAGCUGCGCCUGGAUGGUGGUCCGAGCAGAAAUCCUCAGGAACUUUUCCAUCAUCAGAAGACUUACUAAUACAUUCCAGAUCUGAAGACCUGUGAGCUGAUAUCUCUGAGACUGGACAAUGGUUGCAGGCGACCUUUAGGCGUCACAGUCUUGCCCUUGUGACUGGUCGUGAAUGGACUG
Messenger RNA from Alexandromys fortis (reed vole), 1602 nucleotides. RefSeq names its product interferon beta 1 (gene Ifnb1). The record is from RefSeq and is a predicted model, not a curated record. NCBI's taxonomy places the organism in Eukaryota, Metazoa, Chordata, Mammalia, Rodentia, Cricetidae. The transcript has a single exon. Gene Ontology annotation, molecular function: cytokine receptor binding. The coding region runs from base 950 to 1507 and encodes 185 amino acids. Gene Ontology annotation, cellular component: extracellular region. Gene Ontology annotation, biological process: defense response.